Molecule: messenger RNA, 2325 nt
Organism: Microcebus murinus (gray mouse lemur)
Lineage: Eukaryota; Metazoa; Chordata; Mammalia; Primates; Cheirogaleidae
Source: RefSeq, a predicted model, not a curated record
AUGCGCCACGUGAUGACCAAAUUCUCCAAGAAGAUGGAUGUUGACCAUAGUCCUGAAAAAUCUGCUGACUGGACGGAUAUGGAAAGGAUGCUGUCUGGCAUUUUCGAUAUGGAGGAGGGGGGCUUCCGGCCCUACACCGUGGUUCUGCAUGGAAAAUCGGGAAUCGGGAAGUCAGCUUUGGCGAGAAGGAUCAUGCUACGCUGGGCUCAAGGUGACUUCUACGAGAGCAUGUUCUCCUACGCCUUCUUUCUCCACACUAGAGAUCUGCUACGGAGGAGGGAGAGCAGUCUUGCAGAGCUGAUUUCCAAGGAGUGGCCGGACUCCCAGGCCCCGGUGACGGAGAUCAUAGACUGGGCCGAGAAGCAACCCACCCCUGUCCUGAUACACAGUCUGCUGAGGAAAGCCCUGCUGCCUGCGUCCUCCCUCAUAAUCACCGUCAGCAACGUGGGCAUGGGCGCGCUCAAGUCGUUGGUCCAGGUUCCCCGCUACCUGCUGGUUGGCGGGAUCUCGGCGGAAAAAAGGUUUCAGUUAUUCCUUGAGCACGUCGCGAGCGAGCACGAAAGGGCGGAGAUCUUGCGUGUGAUGGACAGCUGCGACCUGUGGGGCGAGUGCCAGGACGUCACCGUGCACUCGCUGGUGUGCGCGGCCCUGCAGCGCCGGAAGGCGGGCGGGGGGCGCGCCGCCCCCAUUUCCCAGACUUUCACCGGGCUGUACGCCACCUUCGUGUUCUACCAGCUCACUCCGCGGGAGGAGGCCCCGCGCUGCCUCAACCGGGAAGAAAGGGCCGUGCUGAAGAACCUGUGCCGCAUGGCCGCGGAGGGCAUGUGGGACAUGAAGUCCGCCUUCGACAGCGACGACCUCACGGUCCACGGCCUGCGGGAGUCCGAGCUGGCCGCCGUGUUCCACAUGGACGUGCUGCUCCGCGACGGCCACUGCGAGGGCUACUACUCCUUCUUCCACCUCAGCCUCCAGGAGUUCUGCGCCGCCUUGUACUACGUCCUGGAGGGGCUGGAAAGGGAGCCCAACCUCUGCCCGCUCUUCACUGAGAGGAUAAGGAGUUUGAUGGAGCUUAAACAGACAGGCUUCAACUUCCACUUGUACCAGAUGAAGCGCUUCUUGUUUGGCCUCAUGAGCAAGGAAGUGCUGCAGGCCCUGGAGGCGCUGCUGGGCUGCCCCGUCCCCCUGGCCAUAAAGCAGAGACUCCUGUACUGGGUCUCCCUGUUAGGGCUGUUGGGCCAUUAUGCCGUCCCAGUGGACGUCCUGGACUCCUUCCACUGUCUGUUCGAGACACAAGAUGAAGAAUUUGUUCGCUCGGCGUUAAGCAGCUUCCAAGAUGUGUACCUCUCACUUCACCAGAAAAUGGACUUAGUAGUGUCGUCUUUCUGUCUCCAGCGUUGCUCCUAUUUACGGAAACUUCGGGUGGAUAUCAGAAAGAUGAUCCCAACAGAUAGAAAGGCCUGGCCUGUGAUUCCCCGGUGGGUGCCGGGUAAGGUCUUCGCCGAUCAGCAGUGGGAAAUUUUCUGCCGUGUGCUCUGCAACCACCCAAGCCUGCAGCAACUGGACCUGGGCGCCAGCACCCUGAGUGAACUGUCCUUGAGGAAACUCUGCGCCAUGCUGAAGAGUCGAACCUGUACAAUACAGAAUCUAAUACUCAAAGAUACACAGAUUAUAUCUGGUCUCUACCUUCUCUGGCCUGCUCUUAUCAGCAACCAUCACAUAAAAUACCUCCACUUGGGAAGUACCCACCUGAGCGAUACAGAUGUAAAAGAAGUAUGUGAAACGUUAAAACAUCCAAAAUGUUUCCUGGAGUCUUUGAGGUUGGAUCACUGUGGAUUAAACCACGCCGGUUACCUGAUGCUCUCCCAAGUCCUUACCGGCCUAAAAUACCUCGGCCUGUCGGGGAACAAGGUGACGGACGAGGGUGUGAAGCCUCUCUUCCAGGCCUUGGAGGACUCGGAUUGCACCCUGGAGAAGCUGACGUUGGAGAGCUGCAGCCUCACAAUUGUGGGCUGCCGUGCCCUGUCCACAGCCCUGGCCAGAAACCGGAGCCUGACGCACCUGUGCCUGUCCAACAACCACCUGGGGGACGAGGGCAUGGCCCUGCUGUGCAUAUCCAUAAGGCUGCCCAGCUGCGGUCUGCAGAAGCUGAUACUGAACCAGUGCCACCUGGACGUGGACAGCUGCGACUUUGUCGCGGUCACGGUGUUGGAGAGCCCACGCCUGACGCACCUGACCCUGAACUGGAACCCGCUGCAGGACGAGGGCGUGAGCCUGCUGUGCAAGGCCAUGCUGGAGCCGCGGUGCCCGCUGCAGGACCUGGAGUGA